Molecule: messenger RNA, 633 nt
Organism: Lodderomyces pseudojiufengensis
Lineage: Eukaryota; Fungi; Ascomycota; Pichiomycetes; Serinales; Debaryomycetaceae
Gene: HSP21
Product: Hsp21p
Exons: 1
Coding region: 1-633 (210 amino acids)
Source: RefSeq, a predicted model, not a curated record
AUGUUUUCACCAUGGUACGAACCUUUUGAUAAUGAUGAGGAGGAUUUUUUUUCAAAACCAAGAAAAUACACUAAUUCAUUGCCCCAUAGAAGAACUCAUCCAAAGUUUGGAUACCAAUUGAAGCGAGGCAAUGAAGAAGAGCAAGAGCUGUUAGAUGCUCAAGACAAAAGUUUAACUUCAAGACAUCAUCAUCUUCCCGAAUUUUGGAAUAGAAAAUUUCCAUAUGAAAUGUGGGACCAUCCAUAUAAAUUUUGGAGUAAUUGGGAUAGAUCAAAACCGGGACAAUAUUUUUUAGGAUUUGAUGAUAGUUUACAUAGUGUUGAGAAGAAUGAUAAAUACUUGGUCAAAUUUGAAGAAAAAGGUUUGGACGAAGAUAAUGUUAAAAUUGACUUUAAUGAAGAAAGAAAUGAAUUAUUAAUUAAUGUUAAUUUAGACGAAUCAACUGAUACUUCAUCAAGUUUUAAAAAUUAUCAAAGUACUAUAAAAUUUAAUAAACCUAUUAAUAUAAAUGAAAUUGAAGCUGAAGUUGAUGAAAAUGGGGUUGAAAUGAUUUUGCCUAAAACUCAUGCUGAUGAUGAAAAUUAUCAUCAUGUUGAAAUUAAAAGAAAAGCAGGCGAUGUUCAAAGUUUAUAA